AUGCAUCUAUUCAGAAUAAUAUCCUGUCUGUUACCAUUCGUCACGGAGAUGAAUGCGCAGCGGUCAGCGGGCACAUUAGUUGAUUUCACAGAUCCUAAAGUACAAGGGCACCUGGACGCUCUGGUCCGGAUGGCACAAUCCUGCGUCAUCAAAGUGCGAGCUACUCCCAAGGACGUGAGGGCGUACUUCACGAACUCCUCACCGGUGUCCAGGUCUGGCCAAUGCUUUGCAGCCUGCAUGCUGGAGCAGAGUGAUGUUAUUAACCAUGGCAAGGUGAACAGAGAACUCCUAGUCCAUCUAGCAAGCUUGGUAAACGGCAAGAAUUCUCGCGUGGUCCGCAAGCUUAACACUGUCUCCCGUCUCUGCCUGGACAGUAUCGAAGGCAUGUCAGACAGAUGCCAACUAGCGUCUACAUACAAUGACUGCUUGAACGAAAACAUGAUCGAAUUCGCGUUCCCACUGGAUAUAGCUGAAGAAGCUGUGAGGAAGAUGCCUUUCCAUUUAAUACAGCCCAAGUGA
Messenger RNA from Helicoverpa armigera (cotton bollworm), 519 nucleotides. RefSeq lists its product as uncharacterized. The coding region runs from base 1 to 519 and encodes 172 amino acids. The record is from RefSeq and is a predicted model, not a curated record. Gene Ontology annotation, molecular function: odorant binding. NCBI's taxonomy places the organism in Eukaryota, Metazoa, Arthropoda, Insecta, Lepidoptera, Noctuidae. The transcript is spliced from 3 exons.